Messenger RNA from Beauveria bassiana ARSEF 2860, 1146 nucleotides. RefSeq names its product acyl-CoA thioesterase II. The transcript has a single exon. The coding region runs from base 1 to 1146 and encodes 381 amino acids. NCBI's taxonomy places the organism in Eukaryota, Fungi, Ascomycota, Sordariomycetes, Hypocreales, Cordycipitaceae. The record is from RefSeq and is a predicted model, not a curated record. Gene Ontology annotation, molecular function: fatty acyl-CoA hydrolase activity. Gene Ontology annotation, biological process: fatty acid catabolic process; acyl-CoA metabolic process. Gene Ontology annotation, cellular component: peroxisomal matrix.
AUGGAAGCCGCUGUAGCCUGCCAUGCCGCCCCCGACCAAGGCCCCGACGUCUUUGUCAACAAGGCGCCCCUGUACAAGCCGCUCUGGGGCCGGGGCGCUUUCGGCGGCGCCGUCCUGGCGCAAGCCCUGUCCGCCGCGCAAGCCACGGUGCCCGCCGGCUUCGUCGCCGACACGAUGCACUGCCACUUCUUCCUCGCCGUCAAGCCCGACGAGCCGCUCUACUCGCACGUCGAGCGGCUGCGCGACGGCAAAAGCAUCGCGACGCGGUCGGUGCGCUGCAUGCAGCAGCAGCAGUCCCGUGGCGGCAAGUGCGUCUUUUCCGCCAUGCUCAACUUUGGCCGCACCGCAGGCCGCGGUCCGCGCAUGCUGCAGCACCAGCCGGCGUCGCCCGUGUCCCCGGCGACGGUGGCCUCGAUCCGCAGCGGCGGCGCGUCGGUGGCGCUCUCGUCGACGAGCCGGGUCGAUGCCGACUGUCCAUUUGAGUCGAUUCGCGUACGACGGGGGAAACAGGACGACGACAACGACGACGGGCAUCAGCGCCCGGAGCUGCAGCGCAUUGUGCAAAUGACGAGGGCCAAGCUUCCACCAUUGACUUCGUCGUCGUCGACAACGACAACAACGACGAUGACGCAGCGGACACGAGGGCUGGGAGGAGAUGUGGCGCUGCACCAGGCGGCCCUGGCGUACAUGACGGACAAUUACUUUUUAGGCACUGUGCCGCGCGUGCACAAGGCGCACCGGUUCAGCAAUAAAGGCCUCGUGGAGAAUGUGGUGCGCAAGCUGGACGAGGGCCAGCAAGAGGUGGCGACGGAUCGCUUCAAGAUGCUCGCCGAGGAAGAGCUGGCGGACGCAGAGGCCAGUAAUCGUACAGGCAAAGGCGGCGCAGAGACGACAAAGGACACGAGCAAGGCGUCGUCGCCGCCCAAGAUUGACAUGAUGGUCAGUCUGGAUCAUGCCAUUUUCUUCCACAACCAGGACGAGGUCAGGGCAGACGACUGGAUGGUGAUGGAAAUGGAAACGCCCUGGGCAGGGCAGGACAGAGGGCUGGUAUUGGAGAGGAUAUGGACGGCGGACGGGGUUCUUGUGGCAACAUGCAUUCAAGAGGGAUUAUUUAGACUGUCUCAGGAUGCAGAGUCUCAUCUGUAG